AUGGUCCUGCCGCUGGCCGACGACUGCGAUGACUGUGUACCAGAGUAUGCGCAGAGAAGGCCGACGACGGUGGCCAUAUCUGCGCUGCCCUUUCUCUUGACCUUUCUCGUCGUCGCGUCGGUAGUCUCGCAAAAGCUGUUCCCUGCACUAUCUCGAGAUGCGGAGCGGAAGGCGCAUCAUGCCGGUACACUGUCCCAGGAUUCUGUUACGCGAUCCAGGGCGUCCAUCCUCGCCCACCUCCGACCGAAUGGACGGUCUCUCGCAAGCAUCAUCUUUUCGACAAACAUUGGCCUGUCUGCCGUACUGGCCGAAUUGAUCUUUUGCGAAAUUUCCAAUACUGCGAACCGCGCGACUCGAACACUGGCCCUCAAGAUCACACUGCCCUUACUACUGUUCCUACUCAUCGUCGCGACGCCUGCUUUUGAGAUUCACUCGAUCAUCUCGGGGACUGGGCUGAGAGCUGGCGAUGCGCAACGUGGGCGAAGAAGGAUCGCUUGGGUGCUGGAGCUGUGUGGAUUGACGGCAUGGCUCGCUGCAUUCUGGUACCUUGGACGAGGACUACUGGGAUCCUAUCUACACGAGGAGUCGUACGUGCAUGAACAUACGUUCACGGAGGGGUGUCUGGAGCGUAUUGGCAUCAUUGGCAUCAGUCUAAUGGCCUCGCUCGCCGGAUUUGCGGCUAUUUCAUCGCUCUGGCAGACAUUCGGCGUCAAAUACCGUCCGGUUUCUGACGCAGAUAUCGGCCGCAAGCAAGCAGGCAUACAAGCAACCAACGACAUGCUCCUGGUCAAAGAGAGCCGUCUGCGCGCAGUCGAGCGCAAGCUUGCGGACAACCCGCAACAAGGUUUCAUGGGCCGCGUCGUAGGCACACUCCGCGGCAACCCGGACGUCCAAGAACGCAACACGCUACAACUUGAGAUCCAAGGGCUGGAAACCAUGCGCAGCACUCUGCAAAACUCGCUGGCCGUGCUGCAGAGUCGACGACAGUCGCAGCAACGGUCCCACACAGCCCAUGGCCGCAUUCUCAACAUGGUCUCCUACCUCUUCGCCCUCUACUGCGCCUAUCGCAUCGGGGCCACCACCGUUUCCACGCUCCGUCGCUUCUCCUCGCCCACGGCGAGUUUUGCCUCGAGCGACCCGAUUAACAAUUUCCUGGCGGUCUUGGCAAAACACUGGGAUCCGACCCUUGACCGCGUGGCCUGGUCCCGGACCAUCUCCUUCUUGCUCUCCGGCGUCAUGCUCCUCUUGUCCUUCAACAGCGUGCUGCAGACCUUUUAUCUGUUUGCACGAGUCGUGCCGGGCCUCUUGCACCAGGCCAAGACCAACUUUGCCCUCAUCCUAUCGCAAAUCGCGGCCACAUAUGUGAUUAGUUCUGCGUUGUUGUUGAGGAGCAAUCUGCCGCCUGAGAUGAAGAAUAAGAUUAGCGAUGCGUUGGGUGCGCCGUUGGAGCCCGCGUUUACCGAGAGGUGGUUUGAAGGAUGGUUUCUGGCGAGUUGUGCGAGUACGGUUGUGGGGUUGUGGGUGGGCAGGCGGAUGAGAGGGGUAGAGUGGGAUGAGGAUGAUCAAGUGGGAGAUGGAGAUGUGGAGAUGGGAAAGAGGAGUUGA
This is a messenger RNA of Plenodomus lingam JN3, 1605 nucleotides long. RefSeq lists its product as uncharacterized. Lineage: Eukaryota; Fungi; Ascomycota; Dothideomycetes; Pleosporales; Leptosphaeriaceae. Gene Ontology annotation, cellular component: membrane. The record is from RefSeq and is a predicted model, not a curated record.